This is a messenger RNA of Zootoca vivipara (common lizard), 3716 nucleotides long. RefSeq names its product cAMP-dependent protein kinase inhibitor beta (gene PKIB). The record is from RefSeq and is a predicted model, not a curated record. Gene Ontology annotation, molecular function: cAMP-dependent protein kinase inhibitor activity. Gene Ontology annotation, biological process: negative regulation of protein kinase activity. NCBI's taxonomy places the organism in Eukaryota, Metazoa, Chordata, Lepidosauria, Squamata, Lacertidae.
AUGACUGAUGUAGAGCCUGUGGUCACAGAUUUUGCAGCCUCUGGACGGGCCGGUCGCCGAAAUGCCUUACCGGACAUUCUGGGUUCUUCUGCUGGUGCUGGAACAUCGGACCUACCACACAAAUUAGCUGAGCUCUCAAUGUCUGAAGAUGAAGGAGCUGCCGGCGGGGAAACGUCUUCUUCCAACACCACAACGGAAAAUCAAGAAACGGAAGGGAAGAGCAUGGAUUCCUAAUAAUUGUGAAAUGCUUGGUUUGUGGCAAUCGCCAACAGAUUCCACUCCCAGCGUAUGCAAGACUCUGAAAUACACAAUACUUCAAACAGCUGGCAGACACGAAUAAGGAGCUGUUGAAGGUUUUCGGUGGUGUUACUUAAUCCACGAAAUAACAAGUUAUUUGUGUACUAUAGGUCCACAGCCAAUGUCUGCAGAAUGCAUGUCAAGGUUUUAGAUUUGUUUUCAGUCCUGUAACAAAAUCAGCUCCAGCAUAUCCUCUCGGAUACGGUGUAAAUAAUCAAAUACAACAACCGCCCCAAUACUUGCUGCUGUUAGGUUGAUCUCUUGAGGGCUUUGCAGAGGAUAAAUCCAAAACAUUUCUAUAUUUGUGUUUAAUGUGAAACAUUCCUAGCCCUGAUUGAGAGCCGGUGGUGCACUGUACUAAUGUAAAAGAUGUAGGGUUCACUGUGCUGCAGCAACGGAGCUUGACCAAGGCUUUAAAAAAGAAAGUAGAAAAUGAAUCCUGGGAGAUGGGUGCUCCAGAGUGGAGCAGGAGAGCUCAAAGGCCAGAAAUAACAAUACAUUUCUAAAAGCUAUAAAAUGGUAGGGCACUGAGGCGGGAGAGACAGCCUUGCAGGUGUGCUUUUUGUUUUAAGAGGUCCCUGGGAACUCUCCUCGCAGCACUUCUGUAGUCCAGCAAAAAGGAGCACUAUCUAAAAAUGUAAACAAAUGAAUCAUACGGGAGCGGCCUUAUACCAGCCCAGAUUAUUUGCCCAUCUAACUCAGUUAUUGUCUACAUAGACUGGUAACAAUGUUUAUCAGUCUCUCUGGCAGAGAUAGGGAGACAAUAAAUUGUACAACCCCCACAUUCACACACUGUUUCAGGACUGGGGAAUGUUGGACGGGCACCAUGGGGACAAUCUAGUAGGUGCCCAUGGCUCUCAUGCAAGCACAAUUCACACAACAACGGCCAUUGGCUGAUGGGAGCUCUGCUCCACACAGCCGUCACCAUGGCAAUGGGCUGCUCAGAGUGCCACAUUUUCCUGGCCAGAGAAUACAGAGAUGAAAGUAUCUCUAAACCGUAGGAAAGGUCUCUGGAUCCCUUGGAACAAUGGCACAAGUGUUGUGCUACUAUCUGGAAAGGCGCUCCUUUCUUCAUAUUUAAAGUAACCUUUUCUCUCUUUCCCCCAGCCCUAUCAUUUUUUAAUUUCACCAGAAUCCGAGGCUAUAUUAAGCCGUUUAUUUAUGACAUAGAAGACUGUCUAAUCUUUGGAGGAAAUGGAAUGUCACCUGUCUGUAACCCCAAGAAACCCUUUUGAAGUUUGGACUCUACCUAGAGAUGUCCUGGUAUACAGAGGAAAAUGAAAAACACUCUUUCCUCACUCCUUCAAAAUGUCACAAGGCAGUGAGAUCACUUAGGAUUUUAAAAUCCUUUUGAGAGCAUUCUGCACUGCCCUUUCUCAAAUCUGACUUAUUCGGUGAUCUCAGCCUUCUGUGUAUCCAUAAGUUUCUAAAGUGAACUAGUGGCAUUUGUAAUUGAUUUAAACUUUUAUUUCAUUUCAGCAUGAAAAAUGAAAUUGGUUAUCUCUUCAUUUGGUCUUUGUUUGUCUUUUGUCGCUCGUGUCUUCACAAGACCCAGGGACGCAAACUUUUCACUUGAGUUAGGAUGUGGGUUUAUUGGCUCAUAACUGAUCCUGUUAAAAUCAACAUUCAAAGCAUUUUCUUUCAAUAUAUAUUUUGUCUGUACCAAAGGCUUGAUUCACAUUUUAUAAUAAAGGUUGUAUUUAAAAUAUACUGCAUAUGUUAUUUGUACAGGAAUUCAAGAGCACACUUUUAUGAAUUCUUGCACCCAUAGCAGUAUAAUUUUGGAUGAGGUACCAUCCAACUUCGUUAUUUGCUCUGGCAUCAAAAGUUGCUGUUGUUGGCAUCCAUCUGUCUUGGGAGACAAUGGAAGAGUGUACCUUUAGGGGUAAAGUCAAACCAUUGGAGAGUUAUAGCACUUGCUGUGGCUGUAGAGACCAAUACAGGAGAGACAUGUUUUAUUGCAGGUGGGGCAGAUGAAGGCAUCCAGUUCCACUGUUACAGAUGUUUCUUCUCUCUGCACUCCUCUGCACUCCUCCUCCUCCUCUGGUCACUGCUGUGGAUACACAACCUGACUAUCUGUCUCCAGGCACUGCCAAAGAUGCUUUGGGUAAUCAUAGUUUCAAAAUGUAGUGGGUUGUACAGUUGUGCCAAUAAUUGCCAUCAUUACCACUUGUCAUGCACCAGCAUCAUACAGAACUAUCAUGUAAUACAGAAAUUAGAAAUGGGCAAAAUGAGCCCCAUCCUUCCUUGCCAAGAAUUGACCCAAGCGGAAGUUUGGCUAUCAGCUAGGAAAAAAAUGCAUACAUUGGAUACCUAGCAAUUGCUUGUUAUUAUAGGCCUUGCAAGUGACAAGUCAGCAAAGCAGAAUUUUCUCACUUGUUAGGAGCACAGGAAACGGCCUGAGGAUUAGUCAGUUCUUUGGUUCAUCUAUCUUGGUAUUGUUCAUGGAGGCCUGUGACAUCAUUUGCCUGCACCCAGGCUGGGUCCAGUCUCUUGAUAAGAAAAUUGUGUGCAGCUCCAGCAUACCUUGGUCUCUGCUGCAAACAACAUUCUGUGAUAGGGAAAUGGGUUUCUCCUCCCCUCUAUUUCACACACCAGAUGCUGCAUUCAUCCCUCUAUGCUCCAUGGCAAAUCUGUAGCAAUUUGUACCAAAUGUUGCCACCUGCCUCUGGGCAGGAUUCAGCUGAGAUGUGUGCAUGGGAAAAGGUCUGCUUGCUCAAUGAGACUUUCUCCCCCUCUUCCCUCCUGUGUGCCCCCUAAGUCUAUUCUGGAGGGUUGAGGGGUAAACCAGAACAAGUUUAGGGGAAACCCAGGGAAGAGAGGAGGGGAAAGUCUCAUUGUGCAAGCGAACCUCAUUCCGUGUCCACAUUCCCUGCUUGAUAAUACACUGUGUUCCACCCAGUGCCGGAUUUGCAUAUAAACUAAACAAGCUAUAGCUUAGAGCCCCAUCCUCUUGGGGGGGGGGGGGCAAAAAAAAUUAAAGGAAAAAAACCUGGAUGUACAUUUCCAAAAUAUAAGAUAAAAAAACAUAUAAAAUAAAGCGUACAUACAGCAACAGUGUUUUGUGUUGUGUAGGUUCCUGUGUAUUAUGUGCAAAUGGCUUUAGAUACCUAUUAGGUCCAUAAAUUACCACAUAGCAUAUAUUCAACACAAACAACAGUGACAAUUUGUUGUUGACAAAGGACAGCUGGACAGCUGGACAAAGGACAGUAGUGGUUAAGAGUGGUAGACUUGUAAUCUGGGGAACCGGGUUUGCGUCUCUGCUCCUCCACAUGCAGCUGCUGGGUGACCUUGGGCUAGUCACACUUCUUUGAAGUCUCUCAGCCCCACUCACCUCACAGAGUGUUUGUUGUGGGGGAGGAAGGGAAAGGAGAUUGUUAGCUGCUUUGAGACUCCUUCGGGUAGUGAUAAAGCGGGAU